AUGAAGUAUGACUUAACUGGUCAUGACAAGUUGGAGAAGGAAAGGAUCUUGCCCACCCAUGCUAUGCUUUUCGGGGCUGAAAAUGUGUGCUCCAUUCGCUCCACCUUUGCCUGCUCAAUCAAAAAGAAGCACUUGUAUUUGCGACUGCAACUCAUACAAGGAUCGACGGCACUACCGUGGCUCUCUCGAAUACCAGGCAUCGACGAAGGUGUAGUAUUGUAUGCCGCAGGGACGGAGAAAUAUCUGACGCCUUGGCCACCUGAAAGUGCAAUUGGCACGCAUUUCAACUUCCAUAUUCCUCUCCAAACACAUCUUCGUUCUACUCUACCAGUGUUGUGCGGUCGCCCGACCUUGAGGCAAAGUCAAGGUUGCGGGUCGCGAAACUUCGGGGUAACGGUUCCCAGUCGCGCAAAAUUAAAUGAUCACUCCUGGCAAAAACCGGCGAAAAUUAUGGAUGACAGAUAA
Guyanagaster necrorhizus is the source of this 465-nucleotide messenger RNA. RefSeq lists its product as uncharacterized. The record is from RefSeq and is a predicted model, not a curated record. The coding region runs from base 1 to 465 and encodes 154 amino acids. NCBI's taxonomy places the organism in Eukaryota, Fungi, Basidiomycota, Agaricomycetes, Agaricales, Physalacriaceae. The transcript has 3 exons.